Molecule: messenger RNA, 1020 nt
Organism: Ostertagia ostertagi
Lineage: Eukaryota; Metazoa; Nematoda; Chromadorea; Rhabditida; Trichostrongylidae
Source: the annotation of a GenBank genome assembly
AUGUCGCUGUCAGGCCUUCGUAAACAGUUCAACAAGGCCAACCAGUAUUUGUCCGAGACCAUGGGUGCUGCUGAGCCUACGAAACUCGAUGAGCAGUACAACGAGAUGGAGAAGCAUAUUGAUACAACGUACGAGCUUAUCAGUGCUCUUGUAGCUGGGACAAAUGAAUAUCUGCAACCCAACCCAGCCACUCGGGCAAAAAUGGCCACCAUGGGUGCUAUCUCGAAGGUUCGUGGUACUGUGAAGACGUCGCCUUACCCACAAACGGAAGGGAUGUUGGCUGAUACAAUGUAUAAGUAUGGAACUGCGUUAGGCGACUCGAGUGAUCUUGGAAAGGCACUACUCGAGGCAGCCGAAGCUUACCGCCAUAUGGCCGACAUCAAAUAUCAAAUGGAGGAGAAUGUGAAGCAAAAUUUCAUUGAUCCAUUAACUCAUCUGCAGAAUAAUGAGUUGAAGGACGUUAAUCAUCACCGUACGAAGCUGAAAGGGCGUCGUCUUGAUUACGAUUGUAAAAAACGGCAACAGAGAAGAGAUGAAGAGCUAAUCCAGGCUGAGGAAAAACUGGAGGAAUCCAAACGGCUUGCCGAAAUGGCCAUGUUCAAUGUGUUGAGCAACGAUGUGGAACAAGUUUCUCAGCUGCGAGCUCUUGUUGAUGCUCAACUGGAUUUUCACCGGCAAACCACGCAAGUACUUGAAGCGUUGCAAGCACAACUUGCCGCAAGUGAAAGAGCGAGUUGUCGUCCUCGAGCGGAGCACCACCCUCAGCCAGUGCUCACCAACAGAACACCCCGUUCCAGAUCGCCUGCGGAUGGUUCAAUUGGUGGCCAGUCGCACAGUGGAUUUGAGCAACCACCACCUUACUCAAAUGGUGGAGGCUUCCAGGCGUCUCUUAAUCUCAAAGAAGGUCAAGUAGUAGAGCUCGUUGCGCAGGUGGAUGAAAAUUGGUUUGAAGGCCGAUUGAAUGGGAAGAACGGUCUGUUUCCGAUUGCUUAUGUGCAAGUUUUGGUUCCUCUGAGAUGA